Pantherophis guttatus is the source of this 2088-nucleotide messenger RNA. RefSeq names its product BPI fold-containing family B member 3-like. NCBI's taxonomy places the organism in Eukaryota, Metazoa, Chordata, Lepidosauria, Squamata, Colubridae. Gene Ontology annotation, molecular function: lipid binding. The record is from RefSeq and is a predicted model, not a curated record.
UCGGUUUUGGGUCCACGACAUCCUCCUUGGUGACGGACGGGAUUUGGCAACCCCUUGUAAACCCUCUAGUUGACGAAGGCACCAGAAUCAACAUGCUGAAGGCUUCAGCCCUUCUUCUCCUUUGUGGCCUCCUGCCCAUCUGCCAAGGUGGAGCAGAAAACUUGUUAUCUGUGGCCCAGGUGGACAAGGCUGUUCUGGAGAACUUACUCUCAAAUGUCCUGGCCAAAGAUGACCUGCUUCAAGGACUUGCUGGAGGAGUGAGUAAAAAUGUCCUAGGAGGGUUGAAUUGGAGGCCAAGAUGGAGGACUUCUUGGUGGUGUCCUUGGAGGCAAAGAUGGAGGUCUGCUUGGUGGUGUUCUUGGAGGCCAAGAUGGAGGACCACUUGAUGGUGUCCUUGGAGGCAAAGAUGGAGGUCUGCUUGGUGGUGUCCUUGGAGGCAAAGAUGGAGGUCUGCUUGGUGGUGUUCUUGGAGGUCAAGGUGAAGGUCCGCUUGGUGGUGUUCUUGGAGGGCAAGAUGGAGGUCCACUUGGUGGUGUCCUUGGAGGCCAAGGUGGAGGACUUCUUGGUGGUGUCCUUGGAGGCCAAGGUGGAGGUCCACUAGGUGGUGUCCUUGGAGGCCAAGGUGGAGGACUGCUUGGUGGUGUCCUCGGAGGUCCAAAUGGAGGACUUCUUGGUGGUGUCCUUGGACAUGAAGGUCUCCUGGGGUUGAAACUUGUGGAUAUCAUCCUUCCUAAAGUCACCCUGAAGCUUUUUCCAGUUGGACUUGGAUUGAACAUUUACACCAAAAUAGCCCUCAAGGGCAACACGAUUCUGGGGGGCCCGUUGACUCUCCUGGUAGAAGUGAACAUCACAGCCAAAGCCCGGCUGGUCCAGGACAGGAUGGGAUCUCCCAAGCUUCUCCUUGAGAAUUGCAGAACCAAUCUUGGUGGCAUUCGGAUCUUGUCUGGGCUCCUUCCAUUGUCCUUGGACAACGUUCUGAGUGAUCUUUUGAAUAAAGUUGUUCCUGGUUUGCUGUGUCCAGUUGUCGAUGUUGUCCUGAACCUUCUCAACACUGUUCUUGGCACAGUCAACAGUGUGUGUCCGUUCGGCAUUCUUGGACAUCUGCAUUACACUCUGGCUGGCUUGCCACUGUUCAAGGAUCAGCACAUCGUUCUGAAUCUAAACCUUAUGAUGACCAACCACAAUGGCCAACCUGUGGAUCUUCCUGGAGCCCAAAACACCUCUUUGCCUCUGCCUCCUGCGAUGGACCGUACUUCUCAGCUGAUGCUUCCCCUCGACCUCCUUUCCUCGGUGCUCCAGAUGCUCGUAUCAAAAGGAGGGUUCAACGUGGAUCUCACUGAACUGGUGCUCCGUGGCUCUGUUCCAAUGACAACAUCGGCUCUGCAGUCUGUGCUACCUGAGUUGUCUCAACUUGGGACCGAAGAUCUACCCUUGGUGGUCAAGAUUAGAGUCCGUGGCCUUCCAGUGGUGUCUUUGCAAAAUGGGAAAGUCAAGAUCCUGUUGGAUGCUGGCCUCCAAGUGCUCUCCCAGUCAAACUCUAGUCUCACCCCGCUCUUUACCGUGAACACAGGAAUCCACCUGAGUGGAAGCUUCAGUGUUACACGAACCACGCUGGGCAUCUCUCUGGCCUUAGAAAGCGUCUCACUCAGUGUCUCCGGCGUGGGCUCCUUUGAUGAAAAUGCCCUGAAGAACUGGAUCACAAACAUCCUUCAGAUCGGAUACCUGCCUCUGAUGAACGUUGGCCUGAACUUCGGAAUUCCACUCCCGAAUAUUUUCAACCUGAACUUUGCCGAUGGCGUGGUGAAAACCCUGGAUGAGAUGGUGGUGAUCAAUAAGGCCUCUAAAUAAGACCCCGAAGGAAGAAGACUCCACGGCAGAAGAAUGAGCCCCCUUCCCUCGAGCCCUUCUCCAUCCUCGAAGCGAGUGAAUCUCAGCCCAGCCUCACUUUCCCCUCAGUUGCUUCAGCCCAAUUGAGAUUCCACUUUCCUUUGUCCGCCAUGGACAACCUUAUUACCUAACAUUGUAGAGAUCUACCAUCCUCUCUGAGAAUUCAUGACUUGCUUGCCCAAUAAAGGUGUUUACAAUAUA